CGCUUUCAAUGACAUAGUAAUUCUUCAGUGGCAGACAGCCAUAAAAACGCGCCGUUUCAUAGUAAAACCCCGAUUGCACUGCUUAAUUCCUCGCAUUUAGUAGUUUCUUCUCACUUCUCCGCUCUACUCUUGCACCAGCAAACGCUGCAAAACCUGGGGGCAAGAUUUUAACCGGCUCGGAAAAGCCUACAGUCUCACUAUCAAUCACCUUGAUUCCAGCUUAAUGGGUAUUUCUCAACUCGAGGGCACGGCGCUUUCUGCGCUUUUCGUGUUUGGAUAUCCCGAUAUGCUUGUGGGUUUCUUGGCUUUGUUGGCUAUUGUUAAGAGUCAAAGAUAAUGGGGAGUCCCCAAUGCUUAAUUGGCACUAAAAAUGAACUCUAUUGCUCGAUAUGGUACAAGGAAUGUUUAUAAAUCUUGUUGUAUUAUCGUUUUAUCGAGAAAAUUAUGCGAUAGUAGUUUUGAUAGUGAUAAAAUUGAUAGUGAUUUUUAUUAUUCCGAGGAACCUUUGAAGAGAAUGUGGAAGGGUUCCAGUUUUGACUCUGUUUUUGAUGAAACUCACGAUAAUUGUGGGGGGUAUGCAAACGGCUUUGAGGGCUGUUUUUCGAAGAGGCCAGAAUUUUUUGAGAGUGGAAGGGAGGAUGCUAGGAGAAUUCUUGAGGUUUUACAACAAGAUGGGCCGGGAUUUGACGCAAAAACAGCUCUUAGUGAAAUGCAGAUGAGGGUCUCGGGGUUUCUUGUGAGAGAAGUUCUUAAGGGAAUUUUGAAGAACAUAAAUUAUGCAAAUAAGACCAGGUGUGCUAAACUAGGGUACAAGUUUUUCGUGUGGUCUGGUCAGCAAGAAACUUAUAGGCACACUGCAAACUCAUAUCAUUUGAUAAUGAAGAUAUGUGCAGAGUGUGAGGAAUACAAGACAAUGUGGAGACUAGUAGAUGAGAUGAUAGAGAAUGGUUUCCCUACAACAGCAAGGACAUUUAACAUUUUGAUAUGCACAUGUGGAGAGGCAGGCUUGGCUAGGAACGUUGUGGAGAGAUUCAUCAAGUCAAAAACAUUCAAUUAUCGGCCAUUUAAGCAUUCAUACAAUGCCAUUCUCCAUGCACUUCUUGCUGUUAACCAAUACAAACUAAUUGAGUGGGUGUACCACCAGAUGUUAGCCGAGGGUUUUGCCCCAGAUAUUCUAACUUAUAAUAUACUUAUGUAUUCAAAAUACAGAUUGGGGAAGUUAGAUCAAUUUCACAGAUUACUUGAUGAAAUGGGUAGAUGUGGAUUUUCCCCUGAUUUCCAUACAUAUAACAUCCUUCUGCAUGUUCUUGGCAAAGGGGAUAAACCACUUGCAGCACUUAAUCUAUUGAAUCACAUGAAAGAAGUGGGAUUAAACCCGGAUGUUCUUCAUUUCACAACAUUGAUAGAUGGCCUGAGUCGUGCUGGAAACUUGGAUGCUUGCAAGUACUUUUUCGACGAAAUGAUAAAGAAUGGAUGCAUGCCAGAUGUGGUUUGCUACACUGUAAUCAUUACAGGAUUUAUUGUGGCUGGGGAGCUUGAGAAAGCUCAAGAAAUGUUUGAUGGGAUGGUUGCCAAUGGACAACUUCCGAAUGUAUUUACCUACAAUUCAAUGAUUCGUGGUUAUUGUAUGGCAGGAAGGUUUGAGGAGGCUUGCUCCAUACUUAAGGAAAUGGAAGCUAGAGGAUGUAACCCAAAUUUUGUUGUGUACAGUACCCUAGUGAGUCAUUUGCAAAGUGCUGGAAGGCUUUCUGAAGCUCGUGCAAUAAUAAGAAACCUGGAGGAGAAGGGGCAAUAUGUUCAUCUGCUCUCAAAGAUCAAGAGAUUUAGGAGAUGCUAGAAAGUAGAUUGUACAAUAUAAAGAUUGUUUGUUGUAACUUAUUUGCCAGCAUAUUCAAUGGUUCAGCUAUGUCAGCGUCACUUGCCUGCUGCCUCUAAUAGAUAUCAAGGAAGUAGACAGGAUAAAGUAUGCGCAUUCUUCUUUCCCUUCACAUGUUUUAAUAUUCAAUUUGGUUGAAACAAUGAAACUCGAUAGAUAGCCAAAUUAA
Molecule: messenger RNA, 2045 nt
Organism: Durio zibethinus
Lineage: Eukaryota; Viridiplantae; Streptophyta; Magnoliopsida; Malvales; Malvaceae
Source: RefSeq, a predicted model, not a curated record